AUGAUCCCCGAGGAGAGGCAAGACGGCCCGAGCGCCAGCGAGGAUAGCACCCGGCUGCAGGCGGCCGGCAGCGUCUGCAAGGUCACACAGACGCAGCGCGGCCGCCUGCAGAGCCGCAGGGCCCGCAUCCACCAGCAGAUCAGCAGGGAGCUCCGGAUGCGGACAGGCGCGGAGAACCUCUACAGGGCCACCAGCAACGCCCGGGUCAGGGAGACGGUGGCCCUGGAGCUGAGCUACGUGAACUCCAGCCUGCAGCUGCUGAAGGAGGAGCUGGAGGAGCUCAACUGCAGCGUGGACGCCGAGGGGCCGCGGAGCGAAGGAGUCACUGUGCCCAUGAUCCCCCUGGGGCUGAAGGAGACCCAAGAGCUGGACUGGUCGGCGGCCCUGAUGGAGCUGAUCUCUGGGCACUUUGGAGAGGAUGGCGCCUCGUACGAGGCGGAAAUCAGGGAGCUGGCGGACCUGCGGCAGGCCACGCGGACCCCCAGCCGGAGCGAGGCCGGCCUGGAGCUGCUCAUGGCCUACUACAGCCAGCUCUGCCUGCUGGACGCGCGCUUCGUCGCCCCCGCCCGGAGCCUGGGGCUGCUCUUCCACUGGUACGACUCGCUCACGGGGGUCCCGGCCCAGCAGCGGGCCCUGGCCUUCGAGAAGGGCAGCGUGCUCUUCAACAUCGGGGCCCUCCACACCCAGAUCGGGGCGCGCCAGGACCGCGCCCGCCCCGAGGGCGCCAGCCGCGCGGCGGAGGCCUUCCAGAGGGCUGCUGGCGCUUUCCGCCUCCUGAGGGGCAAGUUCUCCCAUGCGCCGAGCCCGGACAUGAGCCCCGCCUCACUCUCCACGCUGGAGCGGCUCAUGGCUGCCCAGGCCCAGGAGUGCGCCUUCGAGGGCCUCUCGCUGCCGGCCCCCCCGCCCCCCCACGACUGCUCAGCCCAGCUGCGCCUGGCUCAGGAGGCCGCCCAGGUGGCGGCCGAGUAUGAGCUGGUGCGCGGGACCAUGGCCCAGCCACCCGUGCAGGACUACGUGCCCUUCGCCUGGACCACCCUGGUGUGCGUGAAGGCGGAGCACUUCCGCGCCCUGGCCCACUACCACGCGGCCACGGCCCUCUGCGACGGCUCCCGUGAGUGCCCCGCCCGGGCCUGGGCGCCGGCAGAGGCCCGGCGCGGGGGGGCUCAUAGCCCUCUCUGCCCCCCAGCGGCUGAGGCGGAGCUCCUGGCGCUGGAGCAGGUCUUUCUCGGGUCCCCGGCCGCAUCCGAGCCCCAGCGCCCAGCCCUGCCCCAGGAGCGUGAGGAGCGCAGGAAGCUCGGCAAGGCCCACCUGAAGCGCGCCAUCCUGGGGCAGGAGGAGGCGCUGCGGCUGCACGCCGUGUGCCGCGCCCUGCGCAGGGUGGACCUGCUGCAGGCCGUGCUGCUCCAGGCGCUGCGGCGCUCGCUGGCCAAGUACUCGGAGCUGGACCUCGAGGACGACUUCUUCGAGGCCACCGAGGCCCCUGACAUCCUGCCUAAGACGCAGCGGAAGCUGGAGGUCAGGGCCCCCAGCUUCUCCCGGGUGAAGGUGGCCGACAUCUUCCGCCGGCUGGGGCCCCUGUCCGUGUUCUCAGUCAGGAACCGCUGGCGGCUGGUGGGUCCCGUCCACUUGACCCGAGGGGAGGGCGGCUUCGGCUUCACGCUGCGGGGGGACUCGCCGGUGCUCAUCGCUGCGGUGGUUCCCGGGGGCCACGCUGCGGCGGCUGGCCUGCGGGAGGGCGACUACAUCGUGUCCGUGAACGGGCAGCCGUGCAAGUGGUGGAAGCACGCGGAGGUGGUGGCCCAGCUGAAGGGCGUGGGCGACGAGGGCGUGAGCCUGCAGGUGGUGACCCUGCUGCCCAGCGCCGAGCCGCCCAGCACGGGGGACCGCCGGCCAGCCCUGCGGGGGCUUCUGAGGAGCCAGAAGGACUGUGGCUGGGAGACGCCGGCGCCUGCGAGAGCCAGCCCCAGGCCCCUCCUCGGCUGGAGGGGCAGGGCCAAGCGGGGCAAGCCCGGGGGGAGGCUGUGCCCAGCGCCUCGGCCCUGCACUGCGCUGCCCUCGCCCUCCAGCUGCCCCGGGAGGUCCUGACGGGCGGUUCCCCACACGCUGGGAGCAGGGGUCCCUCAUGUCCUCCCCCGG
This is a messenger RNA of Pteronotus mesoamericanus, 2136 nucleotides long. It is a transcript of the gene RHPN1, whose product is annotated as rhophilin Rho GTPase binding protein 1. The transcript is spliced from 14 exons. Gene Ontology annotation, biological process: negative regulation of stress fiber assembly; signal transduction. Lineage: Eukaryota; Metazoa; Chordata; Mammalia; Chiroptera; Mormoopidae. Bases 1 to 2085 code for a protein of 694 amino acids. The record is from RefSeq and is a predicted model, not a curated record. Gene Ontology annotation, molecular function: protein binding.